GUUAGCGGCUCCAUAGUAGCAGUUCUAGCGCUGGCUGUGCUGUACGAAUGUGUCAAAGGAUUAAACGUGUAUCUACGAUCACGCAUUAAAAACCAAAGUGGAAGAGCGACUGUGACGAAGAAUAGGAUUUAUUCUGAGGAUAUCAGGUGAGAUUUUCUUUAUUUCAAUCUUCAAGGCGCUUUUUCAGUCAUGCGAUCACUCAGUGCCCUAUGACAAGAAUCAGAGGUCAUUUGUAAAAGAUAUGAAGUGUUUUUGCGAUGUUGAUAAAACACCACAAAUAUUAUUGAACAUCCACAGAACAGACAAAAUUAAAAAAUGGGGCAAGAUUGACGAAAAGUAAACUUUAUUGAAUUUUGAUGUGCAAAAAUCUUUUCAUGAUCCUUAUAUGAUACCAAAGCUUAGCUUUUUCGAACAUGUCCUUUGCCAGCCAAUUUUUGAAGAAAUACGUUUCUUUUUUCCUUCUCAUGAACCAAAAACAUAUAACUUUCAGGUCAGAAGCCUUCACUCGUAUUUUAAAGACGUGUCUUUUUAUGGCAGAGCUAUCUUUCGCUUAUUUCCUGAUGUUGAUCACUAUGACAUGCAACAUAUGGCUGUUCAUCGCAGUUGUGAUUGGUCGAGGGUCGGGUUUUUAUCUUGUUUCACCGCUGAUCAGCUCAUACGUUGGCAGCGAGGAGACUGAUGACUGCAUUGGCAUAUCGAUUAAUUUACUCUCCACAAGACAUCAAAAAUUGUAA
Molecule: messenger RNA, 734 nt
Organism: Pocillopora meandrina
Lineage: Eukaryota; Metazoa; Cnidaria; Anthozoa; Scleractinia; Pocilloporidae
Source: the annotation of a GenBank genome assembly